Messenger RNA from Vombatus ursinus (common wombat), 8018 nucleotides. RefSeq names its product G protein-coupled receptor 161 (gene GPR161). Lineage: Eukaryota; Metazoa; Chordata; Mammalia; Diprotodontia; Vombatidae. Gene Ontology annotation, molecular function: G protein-coupled receptor activity. The transcript has 6 exons. Gene Ontology annotation, cellular component: membrane; recycling endosome. The record is from RefSeq and is a predicted model, not a curated record. Gene Ontology annotation, biological process: G protein-coupled receptor signaling pathway. The coding region runs from base 360 to 1940 and encodes 526 amino acids.
UGUCCCCGUGCACCCCACAGUCCAGUCCAUCUCCCUCGGCUUGGCUUGGUGCCCCCGCCCCGGGAGAGGGGUGUGGAAAAAAGCAACCACAGAGCCCAUGGAUCUCAGAACAUCGAGGGCAAGGUGAGCAGCAUCGUUGCUGGGCAUCUAGGAAAACACAUGACACCUGCAGCCUUUGGAGGUUCCUAGACUCUCAGAGCUGGAGGAGACUUCCAGCGGUCAGCUGCUGUGCCAGGAGGAGCUCCGGCCACAUCACCCUCAGGGAGAGAGUUGCAUUAUCCUUUGGUGGAAAGAUCUCCAGAGGAGAGACUUUAACCUUCCUGGCCAUCCAACAUGUUCUGCCUGCUCUACCACGUGGCAUGCUGACCAUGAGCAUCAACUCCUCUGUCAGUCAAGGGAAGGAGCUGGCCAACCUCCCAGGCCCGGAGGGAGAUGACGGGGCAGUCACCAUCACCGAGUCUAUCGCCAUCAUCAUCAUCGCCAUCUUCGUCUGCCUGGGUAACUCGGUGAUAGUGUUCACCCUGUACAAGAAGUCCUAUCUGCUGACACUGAGUAACAAGUUUGUCUUCAGCCUGACCCUGUCAAACUUCUUGCUGUCUGUGCUGGUGUUGCCCUUUGUGGCGACAAGCUCCAUCCGGCGGGAAUGGAUAUUUGGGGUGGUCUGGUGCAACUUCUCUGCUCUCCUGUAUCUACUGAUCAGCUCUGCCAGCAUGCUCACCCUGGGCGUCAUUGCUAUUGACCGUUACUAUGCUGUCCUUUAUCCCAUGGUGUACCCCAUGAAGAUCACCGGGAACCGGGCUGUGCUUGCCCUAGUCUACAUCUGGCUCCACUCCCUCAUCGGCUGCCUCCCUCCCUUGUUUGGCUGGUCAUCUGUGGAGUUUGAUGAGUUCAAAUGGAUGUGUGUAGCUGCCUGGCACCGGGAAGUUGGGUACACGGCCUUUUGGCAGAUCUGGUGUGCCCUGUUGCCCUUUGUGGUCAUGGUGGUUUGCUAUGGCUUCAUCUUCCGUGUAGCCAGGGUGAAGGCCCGCAAGGUCCACUGUGGUACAGUGGUCAUCGUGGAGGAGGACGCCCAAAGAAAUGGGAGAAAAAACUCGAACACCUCCACCUCCUCCUCAGGCAGCAGGAGGAACACUUUCCAAGGUGUGGUCUACUCUGCCAACCAGUGCAAAGCGCUCAUCACCAUCUUGGUAGUGAUUGGUGCAUUCGUCAUCACGUGGGGCCCCUACAUGGUCGUCAUCACUUCUGAGGCCCUCUGGGGCAAGAACAGUGUGUCUCCUGCCUUGGAGACGUUAGCCACGUGGUUGUCCUUCACCAGUGCCAUCUGCCAUCCUCUCAUCUAUGGACUUUGGAACAAGACAGUGCGCAAAGAAUUACUAGGCAUGUGCUUUGGGGACCGGUAUUACCGAGAGCCAUUUGUUCAGCGACCGAGAACUUCCAGGCUGUUUAGCAUCUCCAACAGGAUUACAGACCUAGGACUGUCUCCACACCUUACUGCCCUCAUGGCAGGAGGACAGCCUCUGGGACACAGUAGCAGCACCGGGGACACUGGCUUCAGCUGCUCUCAGGAUUCAGGGACUGAUGUGAUGCUACUUGAAGAUUACAGUUCUGAUGACAAUCCUCCUUCGAGAUGCACUUGCCCUCCCAAGAGACGGAGUUCAGUGACGUUUGAAGAUGAAGUGGAGCAAAUGAAAGAAGCUGCCAAAACCUCUAUUCUCCACGUGAAGGCUGAAGUGCACAAGUCCCUGGACAGCUACGCGGCCAGUUUGGCGAGAGCCAUCGAAGCGGAUGCCAAGAUUAGCUUGUUUGGGGAGGAGGCUCUUCCUGGAGUAUUGCUGGCUACUCGGACCAUGCCAGGGGGAGGCUUUGGGGGCCGCCGAGGCAGUAGGACUCACACUAGCCAGAGGCUGCAGCUGCAGAGCAUUGAGGAAGGGAACAUUUAGCUUUGGGGCCAUCAGUGAGGGACCAGAGACACCACUCAGGGGCAAGGGCUAGAGAUGUCAUUCCACAUGAUGCCAAGAAAGCGAGACCCUUCUCCAAGGAAGCUGUGGCCCUGGGUUGGCACAGUUUUGAAGGGACCACGUGGGGGGUGGGGAGAAUCAGCUAACGUACAAGCACCAAAAAAAAGAAAGAAAAGACAAAACUGCUGCAGUUGGCAAAGAGUUUUGGCUCAUUGGUACACUGUAGCCACUCUUCUAGGUUCUAGUAACUUUAUCCCUGAGGGGAGCCAAGGCACAUAGAUAAACAGAUGGGUAAUAGAUAAACAACAUGGUUGUGUUGUAUUUUGAGAGGACAGUGUUACCAGGUCCACAAAGUUGGGGCAAAGAAGUUUGAAUGUAGCACAAAGUCAUCCUGUUGAACUAGCUGCUUUACUCAUCACCUUCUUGACCCAGGGACCCUCAUAAUGAGUUGGACCAAGAACCUUAGAGAGAGGUAAAUGCACUCUGUAGGAUGGACAUCCUUUUACAUUGUUCCCAAGGGUAUCAGGUUGGUGUCUUGUUCUUUGGGUUGGCGUGUGCCCUUAGGCGCUGUGUGCAGUGAUUCCAGUCUGUGCUGGGAAAAAAAAGAAAAUCAGAGAGCCUGUCUAGCAGAAGGCCCAGCACAUGAAGAAUUAAAGUCUAAGAGAUGGUGCCCAGACCAUCCACCUGUUUGGCUCGUGAGUGCUUGUUGCUGAAGUUAUAGGUGGGCCAGGUCAGAGGGAAGUGAGAUUGUCCUUGCCAGAGAGCUGAUCAUUCAUUGAGGACCAGGCUGUUUGAUGUUCUCACCCAAGGGUGUUUGUAUUUCAAAAGAAGGGGAAAACCACUAUUCAUAUGAAAGAGGAAGGGUCAUAGACCUUGUGUUUUAGAUUGAAAACUUUCAGGAUAGGUUAAUUACAGAGACUCGGUAGGGGGAAUGGUACUUAGCACAACUAUACAAUGCAGCUCUUAUUUUUAUUCGGGGAUGAAGUUAUCCUCACGAGUGAAAGCUUCAUUGAGUGGACUUUUAUUUGUGAUAUUACAAGUCAUCUUAGAACAGGGUCUUCUUGGGGACUAGGAUUAGAAAAGAAUUAUUGGUCCAAAAAGCUAGUCAUUGCUACUCAAGAUCUACCCUCCAGAACUUAGUGGUCAUUUUUCUUUCACAUUGAAGAAAAGAAUGAAGACAGAGUCAGGAAACAGUAUUUGUACCUUAAAAAAAAAAAGUAUACAUAUACAUAUACAUAUACAUAUACAAGGAAGAGACGACCUGGGUAUUUUUUCAGUUUAUCUUUCCACUUAUUGCAUAGUCCCCAGUGGAAUACCAGCCAACAGGAAAUGUAAGAGAAAAGGGCCUGAAUUGUAAAGAGUUCUUCAGAAUCCAUGAACUUCCUUAGGUCAGAUUUUUCUUAGCUUUACCUUGGAGGUUUGGGCUGAAGAUGACCAUAGGGUCCUAACUGAACUGAAGAUUCCAGAAGAAUCUCUUCCUUCCCUAUCACCUUCCCUUUGACCUGGAUGGGGUAGCAUUAUCCUAGGUUGAAUAAAGUCCGUUUGUGAUUUGGGAGUUUGGGUUGACUAUGACUGAGAGGCAGCAUGGUAUAAUGGAUAGAAAGCUGACUUAGAAACCAGGAAGACUGGAUUCUAAUCCUGCUUCUGACACAUACUGGCCUUGUGACCCUGAACAAGUCACUUCAUCUCUUAAUGCUCUAAGCAGCCCUCUAAGACCGUGAGUUUCAGAGAAGAUGCCAUCCUGCAUUGGUAGAGGGAAUUUCUCAUCCCAGGAGUUCCCUAUACUUAAGAAAUCACAGGUCCAGACUCAGUCUCUUUGACUAGCUAAGUCUUAAAGGGGUCCAAGUAUGCCUGAUUUCAAGUAGCCACUCUCCAAGGUUCUCUGUCCUCAUGACACUUCCAUUUGGGGCAAGGCUAAGUUCGGAGAGUAGAAGCAUUCCACUUUUUAGGCAUUCAUAGCAUUCACUCUGUAGAGCAAUAGUGUAAAUAGAAAGCAUCUUUAAUUGCAUUCUGUAAGAGGCCUUACGAUAUUGGCCCACAGUGUAAUCUUGACAUUCUCCCAUUUCAAGAAUGAGGCUCUUGUUAACAUUUACCAAAUUAAUACCGUCUUGUGUCAGAUGAAGAGAAGGGUAUUGUGCUUGGCAAGUUGGGGAAUGGCGAGAAGGCUUCCAAACGGGAGAGCAGAGUUGGGGUCUCAAAGUUGAGCCAGCCACAACUGUGGGCUGCCUCUAACAGGAUGAAAUUGAUUAGGAAUCAAUGUGACAUUCUACUCUUGGGUUUAGAAAAAGAAAUCAGGUGCAUCACGAGGGAGGCCUGGCUAGACAAGGGGAUUGCAUGAAGAGUCAAGGGAUUUAGCAGAUGCUUAAGUCGAGUGUGCCGUGUGACAUUGGCAGCCGUAGAAGGCUAUUGCAAUCAUAAAGAGCAUUCAGUGAAACCUCAUGUCCAAAAUGAGGAGUUCACAGGAUCAGAAACCUAGAAUUAGAAGGAGUGCAGAAGCUUUCUAGUCCAAUAACCUUAUUUUACAGAUGAGGAAACUGAACCUCAAGGAGCUUAAAUGACUUACCAAAGGUCAUGUGGUAGUAGUCAGAGGUGGAAUUUAAAGUCGGGUCCUCUUUCUCCAGAGCCAGUGCCAUUCAUAGGUCUACUGUACUCUACACUGGUCAAGCCACAUGUGGAGUCCUGAGUUCAGUUCUGAGUUAUUAAGGCCCCUGACAAAUUAGAGCAGGUUGAGAGGAAGGAGACCAGGAUAGUGAGAGGCCAUACAAUCAUUGAUUCAAAACCCUAGGUAUAAUUUGCUUGGAAGAGAGGAGGCUUUUAAGGAGAAUAUGACUCUUACCUUCAGGUAUCAGGCAGUCAUGUUAGAAGAAUAAUUAUACUUGUCAUCAGUCCUGGAGGGCAGAAUGAGAAGCAAUGAGUAGAUGCUGCAGAGAUAGAUAUUUAGGUUCAAUGUAAAGAAAAACAUUUUGGGCAACUAGAGCUUAUCCAAAAAUAGAAUGGGCUGUGUUGGGAAAUAGUGAGUUCCCCAUCAUUAGAGGUCUCCAAGUAGAGAUUGAAUGACUUGUUAGAGAUACUGUAGAGGAGAUUCCUAUUCAAAUGGUUUCUGAAGUCCCAACUCUGAGGACUUGAAAUUCACUUCUAGGUGCAGGGAUGGGGUAUACACAUGCAUGACCGAGAGAAAGAGAUUCCUUUCUUCUCACCCCCAAGGAAGAAAGGAACUCAGCUGUCAGACCUUUUUGUGAGAUUUGAAGGUUCAUCAGAUCUUUGACUCUCCCACCCACCUGUCAAUUUAUAAUUCCUGAUAGCAGGAAAAGGUUUUGUUUCUUUCUGAAACUUCUCUGUCGUCAUAUCCCCCCAGAAUUCACCUGAGACAGUAUUUAUAAGGGCUGUAUUUCUUUAUAUAUAAAGCCAUUAGGGACAAAAGGAUGGGACUGGGGCAAGUGACAGAGAGAGGAUGAGGAGAUAGUCCCUGACUUUUCACCACGGUCCCCUAUGUGGAGCCCAGCUGCUGGGGGAGGGAGGGUGCCAGGGAAGAACAGGGCAGACCAUCUGCCAGGAUUACCUUGACUUUUUUCAGUGCAUCAAGAGAAGUUUUAGAGGUUGGGUGGUCUAGGAUGCCUUUUCCCUGAGUGGCUAAAGCUCCAGGGGAAAAUGCCCUUGGAAAUUAGCUGAUCUGUACCUAAGUGGGUAGUACUGAGACUCAUCUUGUGGAUCACCUUGUCUCCAGUUUAGUUUCUACAAACUGCUAGGUACUUUGUAUUGCCUUGUAAAUUACCUUAUCCAAGUUAAUUGAGAAAGACAGCGUGUUCUGAGGUAAAUCCUAACGUUCCCUUUUGUGUCUAGAAGUAUCUGAGCUAAGAGAAUUUCAUGUAAAAUACCUGCCCACCUAAUGGAGAUGUCAAAAACAAAUCAACCCCUGUUCCUCUCUGCCUCCCCCCACCCCCUGCAAAAAGCAACAACAACCUGUCCCAGUUCAGUUGAGAUUCCAGGCCACAUUAACUCCGUCCAAGCCAGAGGUGUCACUGCUGGAAUGAGGAAAUCUUUCAUGACAAGAUAAAAGCUAUUAAUCUUCCAGUUGUCUGACUAAUAACUUCAGUCCUGACCCCAAAGGUUGCUGCCUUCUCAUGGUAAUGCAGGGCACUUUAAGGUCUGUUAACCACCCUGGCUGCUUUCUCCCUGUUCAUUCUACUGUAUUGAAGCCUUAGAACUUCAAUGUGUUUAGGUCUAAAAGAUCAUCCAGUGUUACCUGUGUCUAGGAACAAGAGCAUCACAUGCUGGGGGUUGUUGGGGUAUUUGGGCCAAGCAGUUGACGUCUGAGGGACCUGCUAUCAACUUCACCAUCUGAAGCAAUAGAUGCUGAAAGUUGUUGGCAUGGAAAUUGUCACUGUUAUCUUUGUUGAAAGAAUGUCUGCGCUUAGGGGGAGGGAUUAGGAUAGUGGGUGCCAUUUUGAGGGAUUGUAUGUCUUUUCCAUAAAAAAAAAAUACAAAGAAGACGAGGAUAUAGCAUAAAUCAACCUUGCAGAGAAGUACAAAAAAAGUGCCCUAUUCAGGCUUCCUAGCCUGGAUGGUAUGGAAAGAAUGCAGCCAAAAUCUUCUAAUACUUGCCCUUGGUAUAUGGCUAUGGACCUGGAUAAGAAGAGAUUUAUCAGCCAAGCUUUAUGUGCCCAGGCAAAUCCAUUGGCCAGCAUUUUCUUUGUUUCAUGGCCCCAAGGGACCAGAUUACCUGGGGAUACUCCCUUUGGAAGCUAAUGGUCACUCUGUGCUUUAGGAAGGAAAGGCUCAAAAUUCAGCACAUGAAGCAUGGUGAUGAACACCAAGGUGCAUCAUUGUUCCAAGCUCUAAUUACAAGAAUUCAGAGCAUUCAACUGGGAGCAUUGUGAUGAGUCAAAAGCUAGGAAGUGAGGUCCAGGGGCAGGGCCUUCUGUUUGGGCUGCACAUCUCAGAAUCAUAGACCAUUGGAACUGGAUGACACUUAGACAUCAUCUGGGCUAAGGGGUCUUAACUUUUUGUGUUUUGUGGACUCUUUGGGCAAUCUGGUGAAGCCUAUGGACCCCUUCUCAGAAAAAUAUAUUUUUAAAUGCAUAAAAUAAAACACAUAGGAUUGCAAAAUAAAAUUUUAUUGAAAUAGUUAUCAACAUUUUUAGAAAACAGGUUCACAAACUCUAGUUGAGAACUGAUAUAGUUCAGCCCCUUCCAUCUUAUAGGUAAGGAAACUAUUCCAAGGUCACAUAGAUGGUAAAUGACAGAGCUGGGAUUUGAAGUACGGGCUAAUGACUCAGAUGGAUUUGUCUUUCCAGUAGUUUAGGGAGGGAAGGAACCUCUUUGCCACUCAAGAAAGACAUGGAAGUGUUCAAAGACUUUGAUGUCAAAAGAACGAGCAGACUUACAGAGGGAUAUUCUUCAAACUUUGACAAACUGAAGAACAUGGGCUCUAGGGGGAGUAUUUGUAUGACCUUAAGAAAUCAUAGACCCACAGGAGAUGAUCAGGAUUGGCUCAGAGCACAAACUACAUCUUCACAGGUAACAAAGAGCACAACUUUGGCCAGUGUUAUGUUUAUGGAUGUGCAUCACAAAGUCACCGUGUUCAUUUUGCUCAAAGACUCUUAAACCUUUUUCCUGAACAGUGUUAACUAAUACAGAAUUUUAAGCCACUUCUAUUAAAUUGUUGACACGGGCAUUUUUGCCCUAGUGUUGGGAAAUGCCACAAAUCAUAGAGAAAGUCAAUUCUAUCUCAAUGUUGGGCAAAGCUGAGGGAAGGUUAUGUAGCACUGCUGCCAUAUAAGAAUAUUGUAGAGGAUGGAGGUUGUCUCUGUGGGAGGCACAACAAUAUAUUAUUCCAUGAUGCAGAUGCAUGACAAACAGAUCUCUCUUAAUAUGUGUGCUGAUGCAGCUCUGAAUCAUGGAAUGUACCCAUUCAGGAACUGGUAUUUGGAUUGAAGUUUGGGGAUUUUUUUAAAGAGUAAGCAAGCUAAAGACAAUUUGGGAGUUGUUGUAAAUCAGUAUAAGCAAAUGAAAAUGUAUUUAGAACAAUUUUAUUUCUUUAAUUAAACACUUGUUUGGGUA